This is a messenger RNA of Hyaena hyaena (striped hyena), 2380 nucleotides long. It is a transcript of the gene SRD5A3, whose product is annotated as steroid 5 alpha-reductase 3. Lineage: Eukaryota; Metazoa; Chordata; Mammalia; Carnivora; Hyaenidae. Gene Ontology annotation, biological process: polyprenol catabolic process; dolichol-linked oligosaccharide biosynthetic process. The coding region runs from base 64 to 1020 and encodes 318 amino acids. The record is from RefSeq and is a predicted model, not a curated record. Gene Ontology annotation, cellular component: endoplasmic reticulum. Gene Ontology annotation, molecular function: 3-oxo-5-alpha-steroid 4-dehydrogenase activity. The transcript has 5 exons.
CGGCCGCUGGCGCGCGGGCGAGCUGAUCGGGUCUUGAGAGCGCGGGAGCAGGGCGCGCUGGCUAUGGCUCCCUGGACUGAGCUCGAGCUGUCGGCGCUGAACCCGCUGCGCGCUCUGUGGCUGACGCUGACCGCCGCCUUCUUGCUGACCCUGUUGCUACAGCUCAUGCCGGCCGGCCUCCUCCCCGGCUGCGCGCUUUUCCAGGACCUGAUCCGCUAUGGGAAAACCAAGUGUGAGGGGCCGUCGCGCCCGGCCGUCUGCCGGGUCUUUGAUGUCCCCAAGAGGUAUUUUUCUCACUUCUAUAUCGUGUCAGUGCUGUGGAAUGGCUUCCUGCUUUGGCACCUUACUCAGUCUCUGUUCCUGGGAGUGCCUUUUCCAUACUGGCUGCAUGGUCUGCUCAGAAUUCUUGGAGCUGCCCAGUUCCAAGGUGGAGAGCUGGCACUGUCUGCGUUCCUUGUGUUAGUAUUUACGUGGCUACACAGUCUGCGGAGGCUCUUCGAGUGCUUCUAUGUCAGUGUCUUCUCCAAUGCUAUGAUCCACGUCAUGCAGUACUGUUUUGGACUCGUCUACUAUGUCCUCAUUGGCCUAACCGUGCUGAGCCAAGUGCCAAUGGACGGCAGGAAUGUCUAUGUGACAGGGAAAAAUCUCUUGAUGCAAGCCCGGUGGUUCCAUAUCCUCGGAAUGAUGAUGUUUAUCUGGUCAUCUGUCCAUCAGUACAAGUGCCAUGUCAUCCUCGGCAAUCUCAGGAAAAAUAAAGCAGGAGUGGUCAUUCACUGUAACCACCGAAUCCCUUUCGGAGACUGGUUUGAAUACAUUUCUUCCCCUAACUACUUAGCAGAGCUGAUGAUCUACAUUUCCAUGGCUGUCACCUUUGGAUUCCACAACUUGACUUGGUGGCUAGUCGUGACAUAUGUUUUCUUCAGCCAGGCCCUGUUUGCUUUGCUCAAUCACAGAGUCUACAAAAGCAAAUUUGUCUCCUAUCCAAAGCAGAGGAAAGCUUUCUUACCAUUUCUGUUUUAAGCUCAGUCAUGAAGAACACAAACCAGAUGACAGGUUUGAUGUCACAAAGUCUAGGGACUAAAGUACAAUUUUUGCAGAACUGUUUGAAACUCUCUCUUCCGUUUAUACGCCCGCAAGUCUUCACUGAAUGAGCAAAGCAAGACCCCUCAAGAAGAUGGACCUUCAAAGGAGAAAUACUCCUGGCAGACCAGGGAGUGCCGGGUCUGCCUUCGGAGAUGCUUUGUCAAACCAACCAUCUGCUAAGACGGAGAUGAGACUUCUCCAAGCUGCUUCAAAGGCAAACUAACCAAGAAUAUACACACAGCUUAACACAUGCACACAUCCACAAAGGAAGAGAUAAGACCCUCUGUGGCUUUGGCUUUGUUAGGGACAAACCAGCUGGACUACAUAACAAGCAAUUUAGUAAGUGCUCAGGAACUGUUACAUCUCAAUAAAAGCAGAAACGCUUUUGAAAAUUACAGUAUAUCAUUUCACACCAACCGAUUCAGGGAAAAAUGACUGUUGGAAAUAGUCAAUACUUUCACACACGGCCACAAAGCUUACCUGUUAUGUAACCAGCAAUAGUGGUCCACUCGUCUCCCCCUCAAAUCAUAGCCUCGCAGAAAAUGUGAAACUUCUUUUAUUUAAUGCUUUUUUGACAUCCCUUUCAAGGAAGUACCUUAAAAGUGAAAGCAUCUGAAAAUAAAAUAUUUUUGUAUUUAUGUGUAAAGAGCCUCCAUUAAUAGGCUGACCUUCGCUGCAGAUUGGAUAGUGCUACAGCCUGGUUCAUAUGUAGGUAUCCAGACUGGAGUAUUUGCCGAAUAACUACUUAAUUAUUUUAAUGAAAUGAAUCUGAAGUUUUUAAGAAUAAAGUUUACAUGAGUUUAUGUUAAAAAAAUAUAUACUCGUUAUUAAACCAAAGGGAAAUAAACGCAUGGCUUAAAAGAAAAACAAGAACUUGAAAAAUAAUACUAAUACUACCUCCUGAGCAACACAGUAAAAACUGCACAUUUGUGCAACAUAAGAUUUCCUGGCUUUGUGACCAAAGUAUUGACUUGAUUGUUUUACACAGGUAACUGCGUCUACUAGCUACUAACGUUUUGCACUAACGUGUACCUUGCUGUGGGAGAAAGAACCUCGUUAUUAACCAGACGUAAUCAAAUGCACAGUCUAAGAAUGUCCUCCCCACCCCCAUCCCUGGACUAGUAAACCAAAGCCAUUAAACCGAGAUCUUUCUGAUCUGAACUUUCAAUAUAUGCAUAAUGAAAGCACAUCCUAAAGCUUUUAAAACAAUUUCUGUUGUGGCACUUUCUCUCCCAUCCAUCAAACGCCACUUCAAUCGGCUGCUCAGUCUGUUCAAAUAAAUGACAUAUUUAUUUCA